This is a messenger RNA of Penicillium argentinense, 270 nucleotides long. RefSeq lists its product as uncharacterized. The transcript has 3 exons. Lineage: Eukaryota; Fungi; Ascomycota; Eurotiomycetes; Eurotiales; Aspergillaceae. The coding region runs from base 1 to 270 and encodes 89 amino acids. The record is from RefSeq and is a predicted model, not a curated record.
AUGCUCGGCAACGUCUUCAACUGGUUCUCCCCAAAGCGGGUGCCCUCCCCGGAGGCUACCCGGGAUGCGACCACCACUACUGUCCAGAACCAACAGCCGUCCAGCCCUGAUGCUCCCUCCGCGGAGCGUGUCAUGACGGAGCAGCCCAUUCCUCCUUCCUCACAGAAUUCCCAGGAGAACAUGAGGCUUCGCGGUGGUGGUGCGGGCGAUGUCUGCUGCGGCGUCUGUGCCGGUCUUCUUUGCUUCGAAUGCUGCGAGGACUGCUGCUAA